Molecule: messenger RNA, 2148 nt
Organism: Rhinocladiella mackenziei CBS 650.93
Lineage: Eukaryota; Fungi; Ascomycota; Eurotiomycetes; Chaetothyriales; Herpotrichiellaceae
Exons: 1
Coding region: 1-2148 (715 amino acids)
Biological process (GO): positive regulation of proteasomal ubiquitin-dependent protein catabolic process; protein polyubiquitination; ubiquitin-dependent protein catabolic process
Cellular component (GO): ubiquitin ligase complex; cytoplasm
Molecular function (GO): ubiquitin protein ligase activity; zinc ion binding; ubiquitin conjugating enzyme binding
Source: RefSeq, a predicted model, not a curated record
AUGGAUGAUGACGAGAGGACAAUCGAACUGUCGUCUAUAGUAGCCAUUUACCCUGAACUCGUCAUCGACGCACAGAAUCCAUACACUGCGACUCUGGAGCUCUCGGUGACUCCUAUCCAGCCUUUACGUAUCCUCUUCAAGAAUGCCGCCGACGACACCCUGCCUGAAUUACCGACGCCACCGCCCUCCCCCGAACAAGAACAUGAUAACUCUCCGACCAAACUACAGAUGCAACAGCCAACUCAACUUGAUGUCCAUGAACUGUCACACUUGCCACCUCUUUCCCUCCGAAUCACUCUACCCGAGGACUAUCCUGCCACCAGACCUCCAGAAGUAGCCCUGUCUGUGAUGCCUUUAUGGCUUUCACGACCGGCACUGAAGAGAUUAAGAGAUGACUGUGCGAGACUGUGGGAAGAGUUGGGGAAAGACCAAGUCGUCUACGCGUACAUUGACCAUCUGCAACAGGCUGCCGAGACGGCUUUUGGACUUGCAGGCGAAACCGUGGUUCAAUUAUCAAGUGACCUGCAGUUGGCAUUACUGGAUUUUGACCUCAAGACCAAGCGAGAACGGUUUGAGAAAGAGACGUUUGACUGCGGAAUCUGUCUGCAGCCCAAGAAGGGCAUCCAUUGUCAUAGGCUCUUGCUGUGUGGCGACGUAUUCUGCGUGGCCUGUUUACAAGAUUUCUACAAGUCUUGCAUCACCGAAGGCGACGUCGACAACGUCAAAUGCCUGUCUCCCUCGUGUGGCCAAGGCGAGGACGUGAAGACGGGUCUGAAUGGCCGACCUCGAAAGAGGCGGAAACAAGAUCGAACGCUCGAUCCCAGCGAAUUGUUACAAAUCCCCAUUGAGCCAGAGCUGGUUCAGCGAUACGUUCGUCUGAAGCGGAAGAAGCGACUCGAAGCCGACAAGAAUACCAUUUACUGCCCCCGCCAAUGGUGUCAAGGCGCCGCCAGAUCAGAGAAACAUUCAAAACCCACGGAUCCGAUGAAUGAUGUCGAGGACGAAAUCUCCGAAUCCGAAGAGGAAUCAGAGAACACACCAUCGACGAAGAAACCCAUCGACCCUGAAACCUUACCCAUGUCGGAACGACUCUCCAUUUGCGAAGAUUGUGGCUUUGCAUUCUGCUGCGUCUGCCGCAAAGGUUGGCACGGUGAACUGGCUCGAUGCAGCCCACGACGCCAACAAGAGCUCAAUGAAGAAGAAGCGGCUUCUUUGGCCUAUCUGAAAAAAUACUCAACACCAUGCCCGACAUGCAAUGCGCCAGCCCAAAAGACCAUGGGCUGUAACCACAUGAUCUGCUUCAAGUGCCAAACGCAUUUCUGCUACCUCUGUUCGGCUUACCUCAUGCCUGACAACCCAUAUUCACAUUUCAAUGAUACGAAGAAUGCGUGCUACAUGCGCCUUUGGGUUCUUGAGGCAGGAGAUGGUGAGGACGUCCCGAUCAACGGGUUUCAUAAUCCAGAACUGGCCGAAUGGGACGAAGUGGAAAUUGAAUCCGACUCGGAUGAUGACGAUCUUCCACCUGAGAACUUCGAGGCCUUCCGAGGCGAUCGACCGUUUGCAGACGAGGAUUCUUCCGACGAUGAAGAACCGGCCCCUGAUCAGCGGCGGAACAUGCAUAUUGACAUCGUCAAUUUCGCCCGUCCGGGAGGUCAGAAUCAUCAACGAAUAGAACUGCCCGAGCGGCCAAGAGAUGCUGGUCAUCCGCCGCCGCCUGUUCCCGACCCACCCAGAGCAAGACGACGACGAGGCCGAGGCCAACCGGGAAAUCGCCAACGGGCAAUGAACAACGAACCCACUCGAGCCUUGAGGCCGGCGCCAGCCCCCCAUCCCCGGCGCGCAAAUGGAGGAGGAGCACAGGUACCCGCCCACGAAGAUGUCCAGAAUGUCCAACACGACCCACCGCCUCGUCAAGGCGAGCUGCUCAUUCUCCCUCUCGCGGCUCCCGGACAAGGUAAUCAUCCUGCCGCCGCUGCUGGUGGAGGAGCUCCUCCUGGGCCCGUACGUGCCAUGGGCUUGGAACGCUUCCUUCAACUCGCUAGACAAGAUCAAGAAGAUGAGUGGGACAGUGACGAACUUGACGAUGAGCUGGAUGUAGCCUAUAUCCCUGAACCCCAACAGAGGGUAAGAAGGGGUCGGUGGCGAUGA